This is a messenger RNA of Cricetulus griseus (Chinese hamster), 357 nucleotides long. Lineage: Eukaryota; Metazoa; Chordata; Mammalia; Rodentia; Cricetidae. The record is from RefSeq and is a predicted model, not a curated record.
AUGGACUCAGCGGCUGCUGCAGACCUGACGGACGUGCUGUGCGAGUUCGAUGCUGUGCUGGCCGAUUUUGCAUCGCCCUUCCAUGCCCGCCACUUCCACUAUGAGGAGCACCUGGAACGCAUGAAGCGGCGCAGCAGCGCCAGCGUCAGUGACAGCAGCGGCUUCAGCGACUCGGAGAGUGCAGACUCACUGUACAGGGACAGCUUCAGCUUCAGUGAUGAGAAACUCAAUUCUCCAACCGACUCCACUCCAGCUCUGCUCACCUCCACUGUCACUCCUCGGAAAGCCAAAUUAGGUGACACAAAAGAGCUGGAAGACUUCAUUGCUGAUCUUGACAGAACAUUAGCAAGUAUGUGA